Molecule: messenger RNA, 1035 nt
Organism: Prunus armeniaca (apricot)
Lineage: Eukaryota; Viridiplantae; Streptophyta; Magnoliopsida; Rosales; Rosaceae
Source: the annotation of a GenBank genome assembly
AUGGCAUUGGCAACCAAGAUUGACGUGAAAAGUUUGGACGAGCAGUUGGAGAAUCUCCACUUGCGCUUUAUGAAGAAGAAGAAAGAAUUGCAUGACCAAGAAAGCAAAGUCAUCAACGUGAGAGACGUGGUGGCCAAAGAAGUUCCUCAAGAAUGGAAAAUCAUUCGAGAGAAACUUGUCGUGAAACAAGUUUUUGCUCGUGGAGGCUUCGGUACUGUACAUAAAGGCAUCUACGAUGGGCAAGAAGUUGCAGUCAAAAUAUUGGAGUGGAGAGAAGACGGCCGAACAAAAGCUGAAAUAGCUUCUUUGAAGAAAGAUUUUAGGCAAGAGGUUUCUAUUUGGCAUAAGCUUGAUCAUCCUAACAUUACUAAGUGUAUUGGAGCCACAACGGAUAAUGAUUCAGCCUCUGUUAUUACUGAGUAUCUUUCUAGAGGAACCCUAAAAGCCUUCAUCAUACAACACCGGAAAAAGAAGUUGCCUCUCAAGACAGUCAAACGACUGGCAGUUGAUCUUGCUAAAGGAUUGAGUUAUUUGCACUCCAAGAACAUUGUUCAUAGAGACGUGAAAACGGAAAAUGUGCUUCUUGAUAAGGAUGGUAGGGUGAAGAUAGCAGACUUUGGAGUUGCUCGUCUUGAGGCUUCAAAUUUAGUAGAGAUGACAGGCUACACGGGAACCCCUGGAUACAUGGCCCCUGAGGUCUUGGAAAGUAAACCCUACAACAGAAAAUGCGACGUUUAUAGCUUCGGCAUUUGCUUGUGGGAGAUGUAUUGCUGCGAUAUGCCCUACCCUAACAUCACGUUCUCCGAAUUGACUUCAGCUGUUGUUUAUAAAAAUUUGAGGCCAGAGAUACCCAAGCAUUGCCCAAGCUCUCUAGCCAAAGUGAUGAAACAGUGCUGGGAUGUAGAACCCAAGAGAAGGCCAGAAAUGGAGGAGGUUGUUUCCAUGCUAGAGGCAAUUAACACGUCAAACAGUGAAGCCUCAAUUCGUAGUCAUGCUCCUUCGGGUUGCUUCAGCUUCUUCGGCUCAAGACGCUAA